Camelina sativa (false flax) is the source of this 1770-nucleotide messenger RNA. RefSeq names its product dihydrolipoyllysine-residue acetyltransferase component 4 of pyruvate dehydrogenase complex, chloroplastic. NCBI's taxonomy places the organism in Eukaryota, Viridiplantae, Streptophyta, Magnoliopsida, Brassicales, Brassicaceae. The record is from RefSeq and is a predicted model, not a curated record. Gene Ontology annotation, biological process: pyruvate decarboxylation to acetyl-CoA. Gene Ontology annotation, molecular function: dihydrolipoyllysine-residue acetyltransferase activity. Gene Ontology annotation, cellular component: chloroplast envelope; pyruvate dehydrogenase complex; chloroplast thylakoid.
GCUUAACGAACUUCGACCUCGUCUUCUCCGUCCACUUCACUCUCUCUAAAUCUCUCUCUCUCAGAUCUCUCUGUCUCACUCUAUCUCUGUGAUUCAACAAUGGCGGUUUCUUCAUCUUCGUUCUUAUCAACAGCUUCACUAACCAAUUCCAAAUCCAACAUUUCAUUCGCUUCCUCAGUAUCCCCAUCCAUCCGCAGCGUCGUCUUCCGCUCCUCGAUUCCUCCGUCCUCUCACCGCCGUGUAAUGACCGUCCGAUCAAAGAUUCGCGAAAUUUUCAUGCCGGCGUUAUCAUCAACCAUGACGGAAGGCAAAAUCGUGUCGUGGAUCAAAACCGAAGGCGAGAAACUCGCGAAAGGAGAGAGUGUUGUGGUUGUUGAAUCUGAUAAAGCUGAUAUGGAUGUUGAAACGUUCUACGACGGUUACCUCGCCGCAAUCGUCGUCGGAGAAGGUGAAACAGCUCCGGUUGGUGCUGCGAUUGGAUUGUUAGCUGAGACUGAAGCUGAGAUCGAAGAAGCUAAGACUAAAGCAGCUUCGAAAUCAUCUUCUUCUUCUUCUGCGGCGGAGGCUGUUGCUACAUCUCCUCCUCCGGUUACUUCAUCUCCUGCUCCGGCGAUCGCUCAACCAACUCCGGUGACAGCUGUCGCGGAUGGUCCGAGGAAGACUGUAGCGACACCUUAUGCUAAGAAGCUUGCUAAACAGCAUAAGGUUGAUAUUGGAUCCAUUGCUGGAACUGGACCAUUCGGUAGGGUUACAGCUACUGACGUGGAGACGGCGGCAGGAAUUGCUCCGUCUAAAUCCUCCGUGGCACCACCACCUCCUCCUCCUCCUGCAGCGGUGAAUGGAAAAGCUACAACAGCCACCAAUUUGCCUCCUCUAUUGCCUGAUUCAAGCAUUGUACCUUUCACAGCAAUGCAAUCUGCAGUAUCGAAGAAUAUGAUUGAGAGUCUCUCUGUUCCUACAUUCCGUGUUGGUUACCCUGUGAACACUGAUGCUCUCGAUGCACUAUACGAGAAGGUGAAACCAAAGGGUGUAACGAUGACUGCUUUAUUGGCUAAAGCUGCAGGGAUGGCUCUGGCUCAGCAUCCUGUGGUGAAUGCAAGCUGCAAAGAUGGGAAGAGUUUUAGUUACAAUGCUAACAUUAACGUUGCUGUGGCGGUUGCUAUUAAUGGCGGUUUGAUUACGCCUGUUCUACAAGAUGCAGAUAAGUUGGAUUUGUACUUGUUAUCCCAAAAAUGGAAAGAGCUGGUAGGGAAAGCUAGAAGCAAGCAACUGCAACCCCAUGAAUACAACUCUGGAACUUUCACUUUAUCGAAUCUUGGUAUGUUUGGAGUGGAUAGAUUUGAUGCUAUUCUUCCGCCAGGACAGGGUGCAAUUAUGGCUGUUGGAGGGUCGAAGCCAACUGUAGUUGCUGACAAGGAUGGAUUCUUCAGUGUGAAAAACAGAAUGGUGGUGAAUGUGACUGCAGAUCAUCGCAUUGUCUACGGAGCUGACUUGGCAGCUUUCUUACAAACCUUUGCAAAGAUCAUUGAGAAUCCAGAUAGUUUGACCUUAUAAGACUCCCCACCGAACACGAAAUGACAAAAUCAGUUUCCAAAUUUCCUAAGCCAUUUUUUCUCAAGUAAAAUUUUUAAAUCUCCAUUGUUCUUAUUGUUAUACUUCUUUUGGAUAUUUUCUUUCUUUCGCUUUUGUUGUAUCUGUAAUUUGGGUGUCCGGAAUUAUCAUUUUGGGUUUUACUUUACACAAAUAAUUUCUGGUUUAAACUGUUCGCCA